AGAGGAGGGUUGAGGAGGCGUGCUUUUUUGUGUUUUGGUGCCUGAGUUAAUCUGCCGUGGCAUCCGCUCUCACUCACACACGCUCACUCUCUCUCGCACACACACACAGACACACACUCUCACACACACACACAGGAGCAAAAGCAGCACUAGGGUGAGAUGAUGCUUGCAUAAGGAUAUCAUCUGGAGCACCACGUUCUCGGAUACGUCUUGGUAGACUUUUGAUUUUUGAAUCUCGACUCAGGUGAAGGAGCUGGAAGACGCCGUCCCCUUGUCACCAUGACGAUUUCCCGCUCAGCCUGCUGUACUGACAAUCUGUCAGACUUGGAUUAAGUGGUUUGCAGGUUUAAGGAGUUCUGGAGAACCUCGUGCCCAAACUGUGCCAAUCCUGCAGCUUGAAGGAAAUCAGGAGAGCUGUGCGACUCGGACGAUGGCCAGUGUGCUCCGUUCGGGACUGGAGUCGGAUUCUCAGGAAUUUCCCCAGGCUCCGUCCGAGGCUGCACGGCUGCUGCACGGGAUUCACCUGAACAGGUGUGAUGCACGGCCUGCAGGGACGCAGCUGCUCUGAAGUGCAGUUGGCAUGCCCCUGACCAUGAUGAGCUCCAGAGAGGAAGAAGCACUGCGUUUUUUCCAGUACAUCGAAGACAGCGGCCUGAGGGCGUACGGCGGAAUAGUGACUCGUGACCUGGUGUGGAAUGAGAAAAGCAGGAUCGCUCCGGAGAAGAACGACAAGAAGAGAAAGCAGGAGGAGGUCGCUAAAAGGACGAGUGAGGAGGUGGCCGUGGAGGGGAAACACCUGCGCAUGGGAUCUACAACCAUGUCGGAGCAGCAGCAGUUUUCCGUUCGCUCUCAGUCUCUUAACUCUGUAGGAGGAGUUGAGGAGGAUGAAGGCAGCCCGAACUCACGUAAACAACCUCCACCCAAACCGCGCCGUGACCCCAACACCAAACUCAGCACCUCCUCUGAAGCCGUGGACCACAGCGCCACCACCUGCAAGGGAGGACACUCACACAAGUGGGAUGCGACUCAGGGCUGCAGCGAGGAGUGUAGACGAGUUCCACCUCCAAAGCCCAAGAGGAAUCCCAACACACAGCUGAGCACUUCGUUUGAUGAGUCCUACAUCCUGAACUCGAAAGACUCUCCCCCAAUGGCUCCUUCUCCCAUUUCCCCUGUUUCUCCACCACAACCUCAGAGCCCAAAGCAGGACUCAGAGUCAGAGGAACCCGUUUAUAUCGAGAUGUCAGGGAACACAGUGCGAGAUACGCCCUCUCGCUCCGAGCCUGAGGAGCCGGGCGAGGCAGUCUACGAGGAGAUGAAGUACCCCACUUUUGAUGACUUUGAUUCGCGCUGGGAUCUUAUGGGGUACCGCUCUCAGUGCAUCACCCCAUGUCCAUCUGAUAUGGAUAUCCAUGCUGCCAUGAACUACACCCAAACUCCUCGUAGUGCAUCCCAUUGUGACAUCCCUGCCCCGUUCCCCAACCUGCUAACACACCGUCCACCUUUGCUGGUCUUCCCACCAGUGCCUGCGCAGUGUUCGCCGAAUUCCGACGAAUCCCCACUCACACCGGUGGACGUGAACAAGCUGGCUAUGUUGGAGAACGCAGCCUACUCAAAGUCACCCUCCUCCUCCUCCUCCUCAAUGGAGCCCCUUAGUUCUGCCUCGUCCUCUCACCUCAGACGGGAACUCACAGCCACACCCACUAUCACAGUCUCAGGUCGCUCUUCAGCACCACCGUUGCCAUGCGCUCUCUACAGGGGCUCCUCAAACUCUGCAGGGGCCCAGCGGAGCCACUCGGCAUGCCCGUCUCCGGUCAGCAUGGGCCGCUGCCUCACGCCGCUCAGCCUCAUGAGGGCCCCACCUUUUGAAGGGUCGUUUAGUGGAGCUGCAUUGCCACGACACCACAGCUCGACGCAGAAUGUUGCGGCAGGACGUUCACGGACUCCCACCAGCCCUCUGGAUGAACUCACCAACUUGUUCACAAGUGGCAGGAAUAUGCUAAAGAAGAGCUCUAGUGGCCGGAAGAGCAAAGAACCCUCUGAGAGUGAAGCCAAAGGGAAGGGCCAUGGUUCCGAAUCCAAAAGGGAGCAUAAGGAGAGGAGCCAUCACAACAAGGAGUCCAAAAGGGACAAGGAGCGCGGCGGGAAAUCCUCGCAUCGACGUGAAAGCAAAGAUCGAGAGCCCGGUGGCAUUGAGGCCUUACAGAGACGUGACAGCAAAGACAGAACUGGCAGCCAUUCAGAACCAAUAGUGAGACGUGAUAGCAAGGACAGGGGCAGCAACAUGGAGGCAGUACCGAGGCGCAACAGCAAGGACAGGGGCAGCAAUGUGGAGCUAGUUUCAAUGCGCAACAGCAAAGACAAGGGCAGCAAUGUGGAGGUAGGUUCCAGACGCAACAGCAAGGACAAGGGCAGCAAUGUAGAGCCAAUAGUGAGGCGAAAUAGCAAGGACAAGAGCACCAAUGUUGAGCCAAUAGUGAGGCGAAACAGUAAAGACAAGUUCUGUAGUGGUCCAGAGCUACUUCCAAAACAGGGCAGCAAAGACCGGGGGUGCAGCACCAGUGAGUCCAUAGUGAGACAUGACAGCAAAGAAUGGAUCAGUAACAAUAUCGAACCUAUACCUAGACAUGACAGCAGGGACAGGAUCUGCAAUGGCUUGGAGCACAUGCUCCGACAAGACAGCAGAGACCUUUUGAGGAAUGGUCUUGAACGACAUGAUAGCAGAGACAGAAGUGGUUAUGGGCAAGACUUGUUAAUCAGGCACAGUAGUAAGGAUCAGGGAAGAACUGGUCCAGAGGCUCGGCGCAACAGCAAAGAAGGAAGAAAGAACAGUGUGGAUAUUCUUCAGGGUAACAGCAACAUAGCAGAUUCUGGAUGGGACUCUAAGGAAUGGGUGAGUAAUGGGACAGAUGUUGUAAGUAAGAGAGACUACAAAGAUAAAGGAAUACACUUGACAGAACCCCAUCACAAGAGUAAGGACAAGAGCAGCUAUGGUACAGAAUCCCCUAAAGCACAUGACUGGGAUGCAAGGUCUGGACCUCCAUCCGGGUUGUCCAGCCGGAGCAGACGAUCACCUGUUAGUCCUACCACAAUGAUGGGGAAUUCUGAUUUAAAGAUGGUCCCAAAGGUAGCCCAGUUCCUGUAUGCACCAAUUGCACCUUCUCCAUUAGGGACACCACAGAGACGACCUUCUGAGACCCAAGAGAUGCCACCCUUCCCCUGGCUAUGUGGCGACAGCACCAUGAUGGAGACAAUUGAAAGGAAACAGCGUUUGUGCCGUGAGAUCCGGUCCCGGCAGCAGCCUGCUGAACGGAGCCAGAUGGAAAGCAUGCCCAGCUGCAAGAAAGCCAACGGGCAAAAGAAAUACGGCCCACCCCCUUAUUCUACUCAGACUACUGUCUUUUGGGACACUGCAAUCUGAUUGGUCGCUUAGCACUUCAGGAUUUAGCUUUGCUCCCCCCACGGUCACCAGGACAAAGGGAUCACCCAUUCAUCCCCAGCACUGUUUCUGCUAAAAGACAGUCAAUGGGAUUAACCUAGCAAUAUUUCUGAGCGUGCCGAUCGUCAGGUUUUUGUAUUAUCCUUUAUCUAAUAUUUUUGUAUUGUGAUUCCUUGUAAAUGGAACCUAGCAUUAACAGAUAUUUUCUAAAUAAAAUGGAAUAUCUUUGCAAAGAUUAUGUAAAGUUAGCACAAUACAGUUUGUUCUUUUUUACUUUUUGCCUUUUUUUUUUUUUUACACUGUAACGCAAACUAAAAAAUGCAACCGUUAACUUUCGCAGGCCUUCAUAGUUCAGACCUCUCAAAAUUUAUGUGGUAUAUUGCCAUAUAAAAAUAUAAAAGUGUAUUUUCACAGUGGAUGUGAAAUCGGACUAGGGCUAGCUUCCUUUUCGCUGCCUUGCCACAUUAUGGAUUUGAUAGAAAUGUGCAAUUAAUGACUAACAGUUUUAUUUAAAACGAGAUAGUUGACGAGAUUUUUAUUUAUAAUUUAUGUUUUUAUGCGAGCUUUGGAUUUAGAAUGCAAGACAAAAUCGAAGGUUUUGUAUGCUGUGGAAGCAUGAUUGAAUUCAAUGUACAAACAUGGCACAGCAUAAGGGUAACCAGUGCGAGUUUAUGAAAGGCUAAUGGAAGAUAAGACUGGGAUGUAGACCCAAAGGAUCCCAAAGGAUCCCAAUAGGAUCCCUUUUAACCUAGCGAUCCUAUUUCCAUUGGAUAAUUUUUCUGUUUGUAAAUGGCAGAAGGUGUUGUAGCCGUUACUUUGGGUAUGUGUUUGCCCAAAGAUUUAUGACAAUCUGUAAUCUUAAAGUAUUCUUUAAACACUAUUUAAAAUGUUUUGUGCUUGUUUAAGGAGGUUUUUAGAAGGAGGUGAUUUAUUAGCAUGAUCACGCUUACUGUAUUAUUAAGUGUGAUGUGAUGGAUUUGUGAUGGACACAAUCAGCCCUGUCUGGGCAUUUGAAACCAAUGACCAAUGGCUCACGGCUUGAGCCUUAAAGGACGUAGCGACUGUAGCUACAUCACUCAGUAAUUGGGAAUAACAGAGGGAAAGAAAUGCACUCCCAUAAUCUUCUGCAUCAGUUGGUUGGAUACUUGUCACCCUCCGUCUACCUCAACCAUUCAGAUUAAGUGGUUAUUCAUCUCCAAAGUAUUCAUGGAUCUGAGAGUUUGUAAUCAGGGGUGGACAAAUGAAGGGUUCAUUAGCUAGCCCAAUUCAAAACUGAAUUCUCAGUCAAUAAAUCAAUCAAUCAAUCAAUUUGCUGCCCAGUCCUUUCUUUUGGUUGCCUGGAAAUCUAAUUGACAAGUGGCAGCUAACAAUGUAUAAGGUAUAGAGAGCUAGUUAUUUAGUUAAAUGCAUGAAUUGCCACAGAGGGGAUGAAUGCGUAACCAUAGUACCCGUUCUCUCCUGACGUAGCCUGAUUUUUGAUGUAGCACACUGUGUUAGGAUGGAUGACGCAAAGGUCACCAAGUUGCCAAUGUCCAUAAUUUCUCUUGAUAUGUUCAGAAACAAAGUGGCUGUGCAUUGUGCUAGCAAGAGUAUUAUUAUAUGACUGCUUUGCACUAGAGUUGUUUUUCUGAUUGUGUCAGGCUCCUGAUUUGCCCACCCCUGGAAGUGAAACCCAUCCCCGUUCAUUCUUCAAGUAGAUAAAGGUAAUACCUGUACAAUCAAAAUGACCGAAAGGUAUCAAACGGUGCAGCUUAGCUUACAACAGCUAAUGGAUGGUUCACAUCGGUAGAAAUAUAAAUUGUUUUCACGCUUCUAAGAGGAAAAAUUAUUCAUAUAAGUCACUUUAGUGAUCUUAAGAAGCUUGUGUAUAAGCCUGGUGUAAAUCAUGAUUAUUAUUUAUCACACUAUAUGAAAUUAUCUAAAUAAAUUUCUUGCUGAAUUCAGUAACAGAAUGAGAAAUUAUGUUGGCCAUGUCAGAUUUUUCACAGAAGAUCCCUCAGCAGUGUUACACUUAUACCCCUUUUCCACCGGAAAGAACCGGGUGCUGGUUCAGCUCUAGCGCUGGUGCUGGUUCAAAGUUGGUUCCACUGGCGAACCUUCUAAGAACCGGUUUGCCUUUCCGUCGGUUAGAGAGCCAUCACAGCGCCGAGUCUGACAUCGCCGUAUACGUGUCACGUUACACAGCAACGUUAGCUCAGCAGCGGCAAACACAAACAUGACAUCAACGAUUUACUGUUAACGCUCAUGGCUUUGUGAACCUACAUUAGCAUCCGACGUGUACGGUGCAGCUCUAUGUAAUCUGUAUAAACGGAGGUUGUAAUCGAGAAAAUACAUAACAUUAUUUUAUCAUUAACACAGAAAAAAGUUAGCCUUAGCAUGUAGCUACCUACUAUCAUGUGUGCUGAUAACUGAUCAUA
This is a messenger RNA of Tachysurus fulvidraco (yellow catfish), 5853 nucleotides long. It is a transcript of the gene nyap2b, whose product is annotated as neuronal tyrosine-phosphorylated phosphoinositide-3-kinase adaptor 2b. Gene Ontology annotation, biological process: phosphatidylinositol 3-kinase/protein kinase B signal transduction; neuron projection morphogenesis. Bases 581 to 3418 code for a protein of 945 amino acids. The transcript has 7 exons. Lineage: Eukaryota; Metazoa; Chordata; Actinopteri; Siluriformes; Bagridae. The record is from RefSeq and is a predicted model, not a curated record.